UUGAGAGUUAAACAUCUUAAUAUCUCGGGGCUUGGUACUGCUGAUUUAAAUAUUGACAUAUUUUAUUAGCUCAGUGUGUUAUUUAUUUCAGUUUCAGUUGGAGUUUAAAAAGUUUGUGAAAAAGUGUUAAGUUUAACAGCCAGUUUGGAUUAAAGACUAAGAGUGUAGGAUAAUACACUCUGUUAUAUGCUUGCUAUUUGGUGUUUACAAUUUCUAAGAGGUGAUAACCAUGUUCGAUAAGCGGUACACCCAUGUACACUGUCGGAGUUAUCGUUCCCAGGAUCACCGGGACAGAGAAAGACCGUGGGGUUCAAUGGAAGGGUCAUGGUACAAUGAAUGGAAUAACAACCAGUACCAGCAGCAUCCUCAGCCCUACUCACGAGAUUAUCAAGAAGACUAUCACGGUGCUCGUGUACCAACGCCAACUGAAAUUCCGCAAAAUAUUGAUUACUAUCGUGCGAAGGAUUUUAAGCAAAUCAGAAGUCCUGAAUAUGAACCUGAUAGAGAAAGAAGGAGGAAUUCCAGCCGAGAUGGUAGAAAAAGAACCGGAAGUAGAAGCUUAGAGAGAACUCCUCCUAGAAAAAGGAGUCCUCCAACGAACAGACACAAUGUUAAUUACAGGAAAAAUAGAGAUGAUAGAUAUCGAGAUAAGGCUUAUCGAGAUGAGAAUCAAGAAAAUAGAUAUUCAAAUUAUAGAGAAAGGUCGAAGCAUGAAAGCAGAAGAAGUGGUAGAUAUAGAGAUGAGAAUGAGAGGAGGGAUAGGCAGGGUAAAAGAAGGAGAGAUAAAUCUAGGGAUAGAAGAGAUGAUAGAGAAAGAAGUGGUGAAAGAAGUUCUGUUGAAGAUGUGUCGUCGGACGACUUACCAAUGAUGGAUUCUAACAAUAAUGGAAAGAAUGAAAAGAAGCAAACUUUAGAUCUUGAUAAUUGUGAAAGAAAAGUUGAAGCCGUUAAUGAAGAUUCUGAUGAAAAGAAGAGCCAAACUGGGUUGAAAAUAUGCAUUUCAACCCUAGAUACUAGUGAUGACAGUCCAGAGAAGUUUGUUAGAGCAAAACCAGUUGCAGUGAAAAAGAAGUCACCUUUGCGGAAGAGAAACAGCGGAAAUAGAGAAGACGACCUGAAAAUUGUGUCUUCCAUUAAAGAAAGCUAUAGAAAAGAAAAAGAAAAAGACAUUACAUCACCAAAAGAGACAAUGAAAUCGUUGAGUCCUGAAAUGAACGUGUUAUCGUCUGAAUCAAAGAGUCAAUUUCAAACUACCUCAAAGUAUGUAGAUUGCACAAGUUAUCAGAAUGAAAAACUGCUUCAAGGGAUAGAACACAAAGAAAAACAAUUUCAGACGGAAGCUUUGGCUAGUAGGAAAGAAAUUAAUUUUGAAAGUGCUAAGCGAAAUGAAAAGAAAGAAUCAAACCAUAGAGAGAGUGAUGAUCUGCUUAAAGAUAAUAUUUUAAAAGAUGAAGGUGAAAGUAUUGUUGGUAAUGGUAAAAAGGAAGAUUUAAUCAAGAAAGAUGAAAUUCCAGCAAAUGUUGAAAUUCCUGUUGUGAAUACAAUAAAGCAAGUUGAAAAUCAAACAAAUGAACCAAAAGAAAAUGCCGGUAAAGAAAUGAAGUCAAAUAAAAGGAGCGACGACAAUAUUAAGGACAAAUUCAUUGAAGAUAAACAUAUUGAGCAGGAUGAUGUUAAUGUAAAAGUUGACACUAGAGAAAAUAAUACAAAGGAAGACUCAGAGGAAGGUUUGAAAAGCUUAUUUGCGACAAUAAAUGAACUCCAAAAAGAUGCAAAAGUAGGAAGUUUUGCUUCUGUUUUCGGUAGUGCUCUUUCAUCUGUGACAAAGAGAAGAGGUUCAGCAAUUGACAUUACAGACAACAUCAAAGGUCAGCAAGAGAAACUAUCAAUUGAUGGUACUGUUAAUCAAAACAAAGAAACUCCAGAAUUAUCAUCAAAAUGUAUUGUAAUAGGCAAAGUGAAUGAAAGCAAGUUGAGUGACCAGAGAGGGGUUCCUAAUAAAGAAACAAUUAAAGAUAUUGUUACAUCUGAGACAAAGGGAAGAGGUUCAGCAAUUGAAAAUACGGUCAAUAUCGAAGACCAGCAAGAGAAACAAACAAACGAUGGUGUUGUUAGUUUAAACAAAGAAACUCCAGAACUAUCAACAAAAACUAGUGUUAUUGGCAAAGUGCAAGACAGCAAGUUGGGUGAUCAGAAAAGGGUUCUUAUUAAGGAAACAAGAACUGUCCACAGUUCAGAAUUGAAAAAGUCAUCUGAAAAACCUUAUAUAAUUACACAUACCAAAAACCAUACACCUUUGAUCACGGAAUCACCACUUGAUAUUGACAGUACAAACAAAUGUAGUGACACUUCGAAAAACUGUUCAAGUGCUGAAACAAUUGCUGAUAAUCACCACAUCGGAGACGAAUCUGCUUCAGUGAAAAACACAAGUAUGAAAAUAUCUUCACGUGAUUCAAAAGGUCAGAUUCCUGAAUCGUGUACAAAUACAGUUGGACUGCCACAAAGUAAUGACAGAAGCCAUGUUUCGAAGAACAUAAACAAGCGUCCAAUAAAGGAAAGCAACACAUCAAAUAUCCAGAACAUUGAAGUAAUGCAAGCAACUCAGAAAAUCGCAAAAGAAAUUAAAGCAGAUGCUCAGAACAGCAGUAAUAAGACAACAGAUGUUUCUAAAAGUAAGAUCGCAAAGGAGUCGAAAGCGUUAAGUGAGAAAAUUAUUACAAAUUCAAAUAAACAUGCAAGGAAAAAGGAAAGUAAAAAGAGUAAUGCAAAGCACCAAUCACAAACACAUCAGAAGCAUAAAAGCCAAAAUACCCAAUGCAUCUUUCAGGAUCAAUAUAUUAAAUUGGGUGAAAAAAGACAGGGGGAAUCAGAGAGACGCCUUAAGGUUUUUAAAGAAAUGAAAAUGAAAAUGCAGACAGAAAAAUACAAGAAUGAUACUACAAAGGUUACUGACACUGAACAGGUAGAUUCGUAUUGUGCAGAUCAGUCUAAAAGUAAUUGUGCAGAUGAUGAUAUUCUCCAAGAUAUUUUAGUAUCAGAGCAUAGAGAUAUUCAUGAAACUGAAAAGGAGACGUGUGUAUUAUCUGAAAUAAAUUCAAAUGAUUUUACUGGUCAGAUCAGUAAUAAUGAAAAUCAUGCAAAUGAGAUAAACCAGCAUGAAAUGUUUAAUUAUUCAGACAAAGAAAACGAUAUGUCAGACAUUGAUCCAGAUGAUUUUCAACCGAUCGACUUUGGAAACUGUUUAUUGUCUAAUGAAAAUGAGGCUUUUGAAUCGAGUAACACUAAAGCAAAGCAGACGGAAGAUAUCAUUAUGACUUAUAUUGAUGAUAGUGUGGUGUGUGCUGUCAAAGAAGUAAAUGUUGAACAAAAGAAAAAAUUUAGUGAGCGUCUUCAUGAGGCCGGGAAAAAUUUACUGAAUAAAGAUGACUUUUCUGAGAAGAUGAAUGAGGAGGUUGCAACUGUUUCAAAACAGAACAAACGGAAAAGGAAAAAAGAAGUUAAAAGAAUUACGAAAGUGUUAGACAGCAGUGACGAUGAUGAUGAUGUCCUAGCUGAAUCACCAUUUGAAUGUACUCCCAAAAAAGUUAAACUUGAUAAAUGUGAAGAGAAGGUUAAAGACAAUCAUAAAUGGCUUGGGUUAAUUAAGCAAAAGAUAAAAACACCAGACAUGUACAAAAAGAAAGAACAUACAUCUAACAAUCCUGUCGAAAAAAAAGACAAGGUUGAGUCAGAAAUAUUGCCAGAAAACACUAAAUUAAUGGAUAUUGACAACAAUGUUUGUCAAAAGGGCUUUGAUUUGCUACAUGAAAAGAUUUUAAUAGAUGGUAGAGAUGUUACAACAGUUGCAUUUUUAAAUCCUAAAAACCUGAAUGUGAAGAACAGCGCUACAAACGUGAAUUUAGUGAAAUGCCUCACUUGUCAAUCAUGUAAACAAAGUUUCACUCCUUUGGAGUUCACUUUACAUCAUGAUGACAAUAAGAUACUGACAUUAUUAGAUCAGAAGAAGUGUAUGAUGAUGGACUUUACCAUACUUAAAGCCUACAACCAGGAUGGCGUUCGUGAAGUGUUCAAGGAUUUCCAGGACUUUUUCCACCAACAAAGAGACAUGACGUUGCAGAGUCCUCCAGUGCAGCUUCCAUAUUCAAAAAACGAUGUUGUUCCUGCGGAUACACAUAUGGAGAUCACGUCUGAAUCAAGAUCUGGUCCAGGUCCAGCCCAAAGCCUCUUUCCUGUGGACACGACACAUGAAGUGCAAGGAAACAUCCGGUCUGAAUCUGUCAGUGAAAAGACGGCUAAAGAUAUUGUUAAAACGCCGUUAUCGAGAAAGACGCCUGUUUUAAAAGAGUCUGCUAGAGGCAGUAAAACACAAGUGUCUGUUAAGACUCCUGUUGCUGUCAGUGGAAAUACUGAAGACAUUUGUAAAACGAAAGUGCAUGAAAAGGCAAGAACAUACCGAUCAAAAUCAGCAGACAAAAAGGCACAAGGGAAAGAAAAAAUACAACCCAAAAAGCUACCCUUAUCCUCGAAAAAAUAUGUGAAGGAAGUUAAAGAGACAAAAACUAAAGCAACGGAGGCACAAAAUACACAAAUCGGUGUUGACAACUUACAUUCGUCUGCACUUCCCUGUGCAUCUACAACUAAAACAAUUGGUUCAUUACAAACUGAUACGGUCAUGGAUUCUGUGGCAUCAUCGACAGCAACAUCGUCUGUAAUUACACCUCAGUGUAAUCGUGCACCUGUGGCAAUAGGUUUAAAUACAUCUAUUAACGACGUAGAAAUGCCAGGUCCUUCAAUUGUCUGCACACCAGAAAUUGCUAAAAACCCUCAGGCUGAUUCAAAUUCUCAGGUCAAGACUUCUCAAUCACCACCUUCUGUGUUCAGCCCUCCAAUGUUCAAUGCAUUAACACUGCCAUUGAUGAACUCAACUGCUUUUUCUCCACCAGCUCAUACUACAGGUAAACCGUUGCACGAAAAUACUGGUGCCAACACGGACAUUUCAAGUGCUGUUCAGAUGGUCGAUAAUAUAAUAAGUUCGGCAUAUCUUUGCCCCGGAUUAUCUCCUCAGAAGAAUGCCACUAGUGUAACGAUAGAUGUGAGCAUGCUGGUGACACUUAAGCAGAAGUUACUCAAUGUUUCUGAACAGUUACAGAGUAAUAAUACCAUAGUGCAAUCAAACCAACAGUCUGCAACGCAUAUAUAUAGUCAAAAGGAGCCAAAUGAAAGGAAACGGCAGAUGUGGAAAGACUUGUGUGCGGAAUAUGAAAUAUGCACACCAAAUGAUGCCUUGAACAAAAGUAUUGUUUGCGGUCUUGGCCAUAUUGAGUCAAACGAAGAAUUCAUUGGUCAAAUAGAACCAAAUGAAGAAGGGUCCACUGGGGGUUCCUCGAAUAAGAGUUAAGUUGCUUAUUAACGGUGAAAAAGUUAAUGUACGUUCCUUUCGGUUGAAUAGUGCUUACAGUUUUGCUGUUAUGUUGUUAUGUAUGUUACAUUAUAACCCACCAUCCAAUUUUAAUCAGGGCAUAUCCUUUCCCAGCAGCAUCUUUAUCAUUUUGAUGUAGUAUAAAGUAUAAAUAACGAAAUGAACCGGAUUGUUUUGAAGAACUAAACAACAUUCAUGACACGUUGUAUAUUUAUCUUUGUUCCGGUAUGUAUCUUUGUAUAUGAUCAAAUCGGAUUGAAUACCUUUACAGAAUAAAAUGCUGACGUUGUAAAUAGAAUGUUGUUUGCAUGAUUAAAACAUGUUUUAACAGUUAUGGUUUGAUGUGUAAAGUAAAACAAAAAAGACG
This is a messenger RNA of Mya arenaria, 5786 nucleotides long. RefSeq lists its product as uncharacterized. The record is from RefSeq and is a predicted model, not a curated record. The transcript has 5 exons. Lineage: Eukaryota; Metazoa; Mollusca; Bivalvia; Myida; Myidae. Bases 230 to 5398 code for a protein of 1722 amino acids.